This is a messenger RNA of Ceraceosorus guamensis, 1412 nucleotides long. Its product is annotated as sure-like protein. The record is from RefSeq and is a predicted model, not a curated record. The transcript is spliced from 7 exons. Gene Ontology annotation, cellular component: P-body. Bases 206 to 1282 code for a protein of 358 amino acids. Gene Ontology annotation, molecular function: hydrolase activity. NCBI's taxonomy places the organism in Eukaryota, Fungi, Basidiomycota, Exobasidiomycetes, Ceraceosorales, Ceraceosoraceae.
CAUCGAUUCACAUUCAUUCAGUGAUUAACGAUGAUGCACGCGCACGCAGCGAAGAAUGAGCUGCUGCUUUGUCACUCAGAUCGCCUCCCCAAAUCGCCUCCUCUGCUUCACGCCGAACGAACAAGAGCUCCGUGUCCACAAGCUCCACUCUCACUUCCACUCCCAUUCUCACCACCGCUGAAAGCGACGCGCUACAGUACCCAAGAUGCCCCGUUGCCUUUUGGUCAACGAUGAUGGACCACCCUCAUCGCACUCUCCCCACAUUCUCGGCUUUCACGAUGCUCUCGUAGAGGCUGGAUGGGAUGUGCGAGUGGUCAUCCCUUCAUCGCAGAAGAGCUGGGGAGGCAUGGCUGCGACAUUGGCACCGGUCGCACUGUGCUACUAUCCGCUGCAGGGCAACUAUUCCGGCAAGAACGCCGACACGGCCAAUUGCUGGAGUCCUGUCAGGAGACCCAGGCGGCAAGGAGAGACGGCAGAGUGGGUGCUGUGCGAUGGGAGCCCAACAUCGUGCACGAACAUCGGUUUGUUCAAUAGCAGAGCACUGUUUCCAGACGAUCCGCCGGUCCCAGACGGUAAGCCGGCAUUCGAUUUGGUCAUUAGCGGACCCAAUUUUGGUCGCAAUACCGGUACGGCCUUUGCUCUUGCCUCUGGAACCGUCGGUGCCGCGUUGGCGGGUGCGCUAGCAGGCGUGAGAUCCAUCUCCCUGUCCUACGGCCACUUUACAAAUCUGCCUCCCGCUUUAGAAAAGGCGCGGCAAAGCAAUGUGGGCGGCUUGGAUGCCAAGGAAGAGAGCCGAAGUGUCAGCAAGUUGGCUCAUCACGCUGCAUGUCGGAUCGUCGAGCGCCUCUCUUCGACUUGGGAGCCAAAUGUGGGAGUGUAUGCGGUCAAUCUUCCCCUGGGCUGGACGCUUCGAGAACCUACUGCAGUGUACACGACCAUGUGGGAUAGCAUUUAUGGUCAGCUCUAUCAACCAUUUAAAGCGCAGCCCACAGCACAAUCUGAUUUGCCAUCAACCAGUUCAAGUGCCCACACACCGUCUCAUGCGCCCGCACCAGCAUCCAAGGUCCACUUCUCACCCGUCAUGACGAGCCUGUUGAAUCCGCCAUUGGAAGCAUUGCCCGAAGGCACGGAUAUUUGGGCCUUGAUGAAUGGCUUGAUAAGCGUCACGCGCCUCUCUCCCAGAUUCAUGGAGCCGACCUUGGUCGCGGAAGCCGCGUCAAACAGCAGCACCUUGGAGCCUGCCGACGAGUCACUUCGGAUCGGCGCUCGAUGGAGACUGUAAAAACCGCACAGGCUGCUCGACAAAACGAGUCGAGCUUGACAUUGUUCGCUUGUGCGAAAUUUGCAGCAUCCUGAUCCGCGAGCAGAAAGCACAUCUCAAUGAUCUGCAGCGCAUCAUAGGCCAGUCUUGC